AUGGAGAAUGUCACCACAGUGCCUGAGUUUCUCCUCCUCGGCCUGACCAGUGCUCAGGGGCUGCAGCCCAUCUUCUUCGUGAUGUUUUUAGUCAUUUACCUGGUUAACUUGGUUGGAAAUGGGGCAAUAGUGGGCAUUGUUGUUUUGGAAGCCAAACUCCACUCCCCUAUGUAUUUUUUCCUGGGCAAUCUGUCUUGUCUGGACAUUUGCUAUUCCUCAGUGACACUUCCCACGGUGCUUACGAACCUCCUGUGCACUCGUAGGGCCAUAUCUUUCCUAGGCUGCAUUGCUCAGCUGCACUUCUUCCACUUUCUGGGCUGCACUGAGGCUGUCCUGCUGGCCGUCAUGGCCUUUGACCACUUCGUGGCCAUCUGCAAUCCACUUCGCUACUCUGCCAUCAUGAGCCCCUGGCUGUGUGCGCUGAUGGCAGCCGUGGCCUGGAUCUCCAGCUUCUUCUACGCACUGAUGCAUUCUGUCAUGACUGCUCGCCUGAGCUUUUGCCACUCGUGGACACUCGAUUACUUCUUCUGUGACGUUAAGCCCCUCUUAGAGCUGGCAUGUGGUGACACACGACUCAACCAAUGGCUGGUUUCCGUUGUCACAGGAAGCGUCAUGGGCGCUUUCUUGCUCACUCUCCUGUCCUACUUCUACAUCAUCAGCUUCCUUCUCUUCAAGAACCGCUCUUGCAGAACACUGCACAAGGCGCUGUCCACAUGUGCCUCGCAUUUCAUGGUGGUGUGCCUUUUCUAUGGCCCCGUGGGGUUCACCUACAUUCGUCCUGCCUCAGCCGCCUCCAUGAGUGAGGACCGGAUGGCGGCCAUCGUAUAUAGUGCCGUCACCCCAGUGCUGAACCCUCUGAUCUACACUCUCAGGAAUAAGGAGGUGAUGCUGGCUCUCAGGAAGAGCUUGGGGAGGAAGCUGUACAAAGACUGACAGCAGCGCCAACAGAAGUGAUGAGGCUUGUGUCUGAUUCACAUAGAGACU
This is a messenger RNA of Fukomys damarensis (Damara mole-rat), 984 nucleotides long. Its product is annotated as olfactory receptor 12D3-like. Gene Ontology annotation, molecular function: G protein-coupled receptor activity; olfactory receptor activity. Gene Ontology annotation, cellular component: membrane. NCBI's taxonomy places the organism in Eukaryota, Metazoa, Chordata, Mammalia, Rodentia, Bathyergidae. The record is from RefSeq and is a predicted model, not a curated record. Gene Ontology annotation, biological process: G protein-coupled receptor signaling pathway.